GUCAUUGUUAUUUCUCUACAGUCAGCCUACAUGUCUAGCACAGUCCUCAAGGAUACGAUCAUAGACAAACCCAUCAAUGGCAUGGUUUCUGAUGCUGCCCAUGGCUGGUGGAGAAAACGAACGUCUCUUCUCAUUGCAACCUCGACUUACUCAACAAUAUUGAUGUGCUGGGUUCCCACACUAUUCUCAUAUUAA
Desarmillaria tabescens is the source of this 195-nucleotide messenger RNA. RefSeq lists its product as uncharacterized. The transcript has a single exon. The record is from RefSeq and is a predicted model, not a curated record. The annotation marks the transcript as partial. NCBI's taxonomy places the organism in Eukaryota, Fungi, Basidiomycota, Agaricomycetes, Agaricales, Physalacriaceae.